AUGAUGAACCGUGAGAUGGAUCAAGCCUACACCGGAAUCAACCACAAGCAAACCGCCAUCGUUGUCGAAAACCAGGCCGCGGGGCCUGGUGAAGCCAUUGGCAACCAGGCGGAACGCCCAGCCGUCGGCCACAGCGGGCGUGGGAUAGCCGACGGUCAGCGUAUUGGCGCAGUCAGCAGCGAGGACCACGCUGGGCAGUCCUGCCAGGGCAAGGAAUGGCAAUGUGCGCUUCACCAUCGCGUUAGACGGUCGACACAGGCUGGAUAG
This is a messenger RNA of Clonostachys byssicola, 267 nucleotides long. The record is from the annotation of a GenBank genome assembly. Lineage: Eukaryota; Fungi; Ascomycota; Sordariomycetes; Hypocreales; Bionectriaceae.